AUGGGAGGCAAAAAGCAUAAGAUUGACAUUGUUGAAAUCCAAAACAAAUCCGCAAAAACGGUUGCUUUCACCAAACGCAGGAACGGUCUCUUCCGUAAAGCUUCGGAGCUCUGCCGCCUCUCUCCCAACAGUCAAAUCGCAAUCUUGGCGACUCCUCUCUCUUCCAACUCUCACGCUUCUUUCUACUCUUUCGGUCACUCCUCUGUCGAUCAAGUUGUCUCCUCUGUGCUCCAAGACCAGCAUCCACUUUCAGCAAACCAAUUACAGAACAGGUCAGGGUUAGGGUUUAAUUGGUGGGAAGACAAAGGUUUUGACAUGUCGGAGAACGUGGACGAGUUGAGAGAGGCCGUCGAUGCGGUUUCUAGGAUGUUGAACAAUGCGAGAGUCCGGUUAGAUGAUGCCGUGAAGAGCAAUCAAAUAGAUGGACGUUUAAUGAUUUGUAACGACGAGACGAAGACGACAACGAAUCAGAAUCACAUAUUGGAAGGAGAGUCUUCUGGCUCUGCAAGUACUUUGUUGGUGAACGAGGAAGAUAAUCUACACUUCGAUGAUUUUUUUACUGAUUUCAACAUUGAUCCUUUGAUGUGA
Messenger RNA from Camelina sativa (false flax), 588 nucleotides. NCBI's taxonomy places the organism in Eukaryota, Viridiplantae, Streptophyta, Magnoliopsida, Brassicales, Brassicaceae. The record is from RefSeq and is a predicted model, not a curated record.